Messenger RNA from Syngnathoides biaculeatus (alligator pipefish), 4126 nucleotides. RefSeq lists its product as uncharacterized. The transcript has 4 exons. Bases 776 to 1783 code for a protein of 335 amino acids. Gene Ontology annotation, molecular function: oxidoreductase activity. NCBI's taxonomy places the organism in Eukaryota, Metazoa, Chordata, Actinopteri, Syngnathiformes, Syngnathidae. The record is from RefSeq and is a predicted model, not a curated record.
CUGUCAGCAGCCACUACGGCAUAAAUUAAAGAAAAUGAUAUUUUAGUGGCAGCUGUAAUCCUCUUUCCAGAUGUGCGAAGCAUUCAAAAUUGGAAUCAACUUCAAUGUUGAAUUAACUUUAUAUCCCUCCAUCUGUCUAUUUUCCACUCAUUUUCACUUUGUUCUUAGUAUUAAUUAUGUUUAAGACUACACUGUAAAAUGUUAAGAGUAUAGGAAAUGUUUGAAUAUAAUAAAGCUUAAUAAUGUGGGAAAGAUUAAUGAGUGUGGGACUGUGGGGAUUCAUACAGUUUUAAAAAAAAUUAUUUAAAAAAAUAGUUUAAAAGGAAAAAACAUGGACACCACUUUGCUGAUUUCACCUAUUGCAGGGGUAGUUUGGAAUCCAACCUUCACCAUAGACGAGGGAUCGCUGUACAUGGACUGAAAUAUGUUUUCACUGACAAAACGCUGCAGCUGUCAAUGAGCAGUUUCAAUGCAUUUGACAAUGGAAUUGCUUGACUUAUUACACCAUCCACAAAACGCUGAAAACAUUGGAGUGAGAUAAGAUCAAAUCGAUUUAUUUGACCCCAGUGGUGUACAGCAUAAGUGUGUCUGUUUGAUUUCACAGCACCAACAACAACAUCAGAUAUCAAGUAAGGAGGCAAUGAGGAGUCAGACGUCACAUGCAAACCUGAACAAAUUGUGUUCUAAUAUUCACACCAGCAUAUAAAGAACCGGGUGAUGGGCUGUAACAAACAGAUUGUUCACAGAGGGAGAGAUUCACUGACAGCUCAGCAACAUGAACGCCUCUUUAUCCACCUACCAACUCCUUUGCAUUGUGCCUGUCUUGGCUGCUCUGCUCUUUGCCUUUUGUAAACUUUUAUCCCGCCGGCACUGUCGUUCUGCCGUAGAUGGACACGGCUCCGCCGUCCUGAUAACCGGCUGUGACAGCGGCUUCGGAUACGAGCUGGCUCGAUGCUUGGACCACAAGGGGUUUGUGGUCUUUGCCGGCUGUUUGUUUCCACAGGGGAUAGGUGCCCAGAAUCUAGCCAGAGAGAGCUCCAGUAAUUUGAAAAUCCUCAAACUGGACGUCACCAAUGAUGCAGAUGUGCAGCAGGCAAAGGGGAUUGUUAAGGAGAACCUACCGGAAAAAGGCCUGUGGGCAGUGGUGAACAACGCCGGCAUCUCAGACUGGGCAGAGAUAGAGUGGAGCACAAUUGAAGACUUCCGCCACAUGGUGGACAUCAACCUCUUUGGCUGCAUCAGGAUGACAGUGGCCUUCCUGCCUUUGGUGCGUGCCGCAAAAGGGCGGAUGGUUUUCGUGUCGAGCAUCUUCUCUUUCUUCAACUGUCUAAACAUGGGAAGUUACAGCGUGUCAAAGCGAGGACUGGAGGCCUUUGCCGACUGCUUACGGGUGGAGAUGGCCAGCUUUGGUGUGAAGGUUAGCAUCAUUCAGCCAGGGAACUUUGGCCAAGCCACCAACAUUGUGAAGAUGAAAACCCUGUCCGAUGUUUGGGUAAAGUUCGACGAUGAGCGCAAGCAAAUCUUCAACCAAGCCUACAUUGAGCUGGCCAUCGAGUACUUUGUCUCAACAUGCAAGACGGGCUUCACCAACCCAGACAAGGUCAUCAGUGCCAUGCUGCAUGCCCUUACAGCCCCAAGCCCAAAACGUAGGUACAUGGUAGUCUCAGUCAUGGAUCGGGUGUUCUUUCAGCUCUACCCUUUUCUCCCUACUGCACUCACUGACUCUGUUUUUUCUCUCAGCCCUAUGUAUGCUAAGAGAAAAGAAAUGUUGUAUGUGAAAUAGGAAAAUACUUUUCAUUGUAUGAAUGUACAUGUGUAUAUGCUUUUAUGUUUUAUUAAAAAAAAAAAACAUAUACAGUGGUUCCUUGACAUAUGAGUUUAAUUCGUUCCGUGACCGAGUUUAUACUUCAAUUUGCUUAUAUGACAAAGCGAGUUUUUCAUUGAAAUUAAUGUAAGUGCCAUUAAUCUGUUCCACCCCCCAAAUUGCCACCCCAUUUUUUUAUUUUUGAUGUCUUUUAAUGCCAAAUGUGUAUUUAUAAAUAAAAAAUAUUCUAUAAAAACAACAAAAGAGAAUGUAAAGAAAGGAAUUGCUUUUAUAAAGUGUAUUAUUAGUGUAUUUAAAAUUAGGUGACUUUUGGAAACAAGCUACUGGCAGAGGUGGAGGGUGGUGAAGGGCAGAUGGAGGAUGUUUGUCGGGGAGGGGGUUUCUCAGUCACUUUCGUUCCCUUACACUUUACUUCUUUACACUUUAUCUGUGAACUUAAUUGCAACAGGGUUUGUUUAACUUUCACUUUUGCUCAACUUCAUUUGGAUUAUUUCACUUAGGUACACUCUUAAUGCUAUACAGUACACUUCAUCACUGAACUUAAUUUUCAGUUUUGCGUAAUUAUCUUGAGGUCUUUUCUCCUGCACAAUUUUGGCCUUUUUUGCAACGGAUUGUUCUGUGUCACCAGAUGGCCGUUUCAAAAAAUACCUGUGCAAGGAGGUUUUUUUGUGCCUCUUUUUGACUGUUUCAGAAAUGUGUAAAGCGCGUUUCAUUUCAUAGCACAACCAGUUUUUUUGGAUGUUUCUUCGCCACAAAGUCCGAAGGUUUCUCCUACCUUGGCCACUCUUCCUUUAUCUUGGUGGUCUUCGGCUUCGAUGAGCUCUACAAAAUUGUCACAUAUUCCUCAGCUGCCUUCACAUCAGAUCUGGCAGCCUCGCCAUGCCUGAAGAUGCUGCGUAACGCUUUUCCUAAAAUGUUCAAACCAGCAGCGGCUCGCUUCUCAUGGACGGAGCUCCGUAGCUUAGAAAUAAUUUUUACACCCCUAGACUGGUGUUAUUGACUUGAUUGAUUCUGCUUGAGAAUUGUACAUAUCGUUGACAUAGAAGGGUCAUACCUCUUUGCCAAGUCACUCACUCAUUCACCUUGUUCAUGUUUUUCUAUUACUUGCACUUUAAUUCCAUCGACAUCAGCCUCUUCUUCAUCUCACUUUAGCACUUGCUUUCUGGGGCCGCAUGGUCCACAAUGGAAAUUGACUUGAGUAAAUGCAAAAUAAGAACAAAACGCAAGCACAGCUGCACAGAGUUGCUCCCAAGCCGAAGUAGACAAGCGGAAAGACCGAGUGAAGUGCAAAAAGCUAAGCUGAAGAUGUGCGUCUCAGCAUCUUACCGAUCGCUGCGCCAUCUACCCGCGGCCCAUACAUCAAAUCCUGGCUCGCAAGAAAAAGCAAAAAUCAUCCGAGCCACGGCUCGUAUGCCGGAAAACUCGCAUGUAAAAUUAGUCGUAUGUCAAUUUAGCACUGCAUAUAGAUUUUUCUCUUUGGGUGACUGAUAAAGGGUUCUCUUUUACGAUGGGCCUGUAUCUUUUGUGUAUUACAAAUGCAUCACUAUAUUCAGUAUACCGAUUAUCAGAAUGUGUUUUUUUGAAGUCAAUUUGUCAUCCUGCCCUUUCACUAAUGUCAUCUGUUGGAGCAAAUAAAAUUGCUGGUGUGAGUUUAAUCCUUGUUGUGAUUCGCUUACAUUUUUUUUUAAUGUAGCCAAAACUAUGGAGGCUGGGAAGUGCAAAACAAAAAACAGCACAUAACACCUAGAUAUUUUCAGGGAAAUUCUGAAAUAUGACUGGCUUUUCCUGCUAAUGAACAUUUUACUUUCUUCACCAUUACCGUUCCACCACAUCCCAGGAAAAGAGGCCUUUUGUUAUGGUCAGUGUAAAUAUAAAACCUCCAUUUAUGGUAUCGUGUGAAAGUGUGAGAUUUGAAGAAAAAUCUUUUUUGUUUAUUGUAGUACAUUUCAGAUGUUUAUUCUCCUGACUAAAGGUCAAAAGUAAAAAAGGAUGAAGGAAGUAUUGUGGCAAAAUGGGAGGACUGAUUGACAGCGCUGCCACAGAAAUCGUGCAUGUUUCUGAAUCUGUCCUGGGACAAAACAUGGACAAGUUUAGGAGAGGGGCCAGAUAAGAUUUUGCUCCUUUUAGUCAGAACUUUGAAGUCAAUAAAUCAGUUUCCCAUGUCGCCUAAUAAGCUUGUGGAGAAUAUCUGGGGGUUCUUAGACUAGGUUGCAGUUCAGAAUCCAAAAGACAUCCGAUCUCACCUGCUGCAUGGGAAGGGAUUAUUAAAAACAUAAGUGGCUAAAAAAAUGGAUGGCUGGA